AUGUCGUCACCGGAACAAAGUAUCACGCUUGCCAAUGUGGAGCGCUUUCUUGGACCAGGCGAGACGAGCAGACCUCCUUCUGUAUCCUGCGAAGUUUCAAAAUCUCCAUACGCCUCCGACGUGUUGUAUGUCAACCUUCGCGCGACUGCCCCGUUGAAGGGCCUGUCAACCGGUCAGCUCGACAAGCCGCGCAUUCGAAAGUCUUGGAAACCGGACCGCGCUAAAGAUGCCGCUGAGCUUCACUUUCUCGGCUUUCAGUGUUCAGAGUUCAGUCUUCCCGUGCGCGCCUGCGAUGCGGAGCUCAAGUUUGAUUUUUUUAGUCGCCCUGGUUAUGUCCGCCCUCGCUCUGUGUUUCCUCUUAUCGUUAUGAGUAGGGCGACAAGCGAGUGUAUUAUGUUAGCUCCUGUGGAUUCUUUCCAUGAUCAAGUUCUGUCUAUCGCGGAUACUGAGGAAGGUCCCAGGGAGCUACAGUGGGGAUGGUCUGGCGAUCUGGAUUGCGUACCAACGGGGUUUUGCACGACUUUAGCUAUUAUAACUAGGCGUUCUCCACGAGAACUUAUCAAAACGUGGGGUGCACUGGUACGCGAUCACGCCAAGCGUCAAGGUGUAAUAGUGAACAAUCGCGGUAGAUACGAUGACGUCAGUGUUGGGAAGCUCUCGAUGUGGACAGAUAAUGGAGCCUCGUACUGGUAUAGAACUGAAAAAGGAAUGGACUUACCCAGUACGCUUGCGGCAACUUUGGAUAGCCUCGACGACAAAAAUAUACCCGUCGCGUGUGUAGAACUUGACAGCUGGUUUUACAGACAUGAAAUAACUAGGAAAGUCGCGGACGUGGGAUACCCCAAUGUUGUUCCACCGACAGGAAUGCUUCGUUGGGAACCCCGUGAAGAUGUUCUCGGCAAGGAAUCCAUCAAGGGGCUCCGUAAGCGGUUGGGGAAUCGACCACUCAUUCUCCACAGCAGGCACAUCUCCUCGCAAUCUGAUUACCUUUCCGAUUCUUCCUUUUCUGGCGAAACUUGGUGGGUAGAUAAAGACCGUGCUCACCCUGCAGGACCGGCCCUGUUCGAGAGAUGGAUGCAGCAAGCAUAUGACUGGGGCGCAACAACAUUUGAACAGGACUGGCUUGUUGAAAUUUAUCUGGGAGUGCGUGAUCUGAGAGCAUAUCCAGGACGUGUUGAAACAUGGCAGAAACAGCUUGACAGAUGUGCCAAAGAGAGAAAUAUUAGCUUGAUCUGGUGCAUGGGGACUCCCGCAGAUAUGGCCCACGCCGCCUCAUUGCAACAAAUCGUUGCCAUGCGCUCCUGUGAUGACUACCGCUACGCUAAAGACCCGUCUCUUCUAUGGAGGUGGCACUUGACCACGAGCUGUCUCAUCCGUUCGCUGGGCUUGCUUCCGUUCAAGGAUGUAUUCAUGUCACACACGAACAAUCGAACCCUCCCUGACAUUGAUGGGGAUCCCAAUGCUCUGCUAGAGGCAUGCUUAUCGGCCUUUUCUGCUGGACCAGUUGGAAUCGGUGAUCGUCUAGGGAAGACUAAUGGUGACGUCGUACUGAAAACGUGCCGAGCAGACGGAGUACUCAUCAAGCCAGAUGUACCCCUCGCUGCCCUAGAUCGGUCACUUCGGAAUCCCUCUGGUUUACUCUGGGCAGACACAAAUUGCCAGGCCUGGCGCUAUGUCACAGCAAUUCGAACUGGUAUUCGUACAGAACUAAAGCCUGAAGAUAGAGCUCCAAUGACGGAAAUACUUCAAUUGCACUCGACUGCCUUGAUCUACAACUGGAGAACAAAAGAGGCAGUUAUUGGUGAUGCCGUCACAGCUUCACUGGAAAUGCACGACUGGGGGCUCUGGGUCAUGUGCCCACUCAUUGGAGCGAAACGUGGCCUUGCGUUGAUAGGAGAUGCAAAAGCCUUCGCAACCAUGGGAGACAGACGAUUCCGUGUUUUCAAUUCCAUGGAUAGCGAGGUCGCAUAUUCCUUCGAGCUCUUGGGUGUGUAUGAGGAGAUGGUUGAUGUAUCAUUCUGGUCAAAGAAUGGCGGCGUGCAGAUGAAAUCAGUGCAAAUUCCUGGAAAAGGAUGGAUACACUGUUCUUUAACUCUGGACCAGAACGAGAAUGCCGUACUUAUGGCACACUAG
This is a messenger RNA of Chondrus crispus (carragheen), 2133 nucleotides long. RefSeq lists its product as hypothetical. The coding region runs from base 1 to 2133 and encodes 710 amino acids. Lineage: Eukaryota; Rhodophyta; Florideophyceae; Gigartinales; Gigartinaceae. The transcript has a single exon. The record is from RefSeq and is a predicted model, not a curated record.